AUGGAACACAUUACUCCAAUAAAGGAGAUUGGCUCAAUCAAGGACGAUUUCACAAUUAAGGUUCGGAUCAUACGUCUUUGGACUCAAAACUCAAAAUUUGAUGCAAACGACACAUACUCGGUUGAAAUGGUUCUGAUAGAUGAGGAGAUAUUAUUGGACACAUUUUUGAAUAUGGGCAUAUGGGAUACUAAGCUUAAGGUAACUUUGUGGGGUCAUAAUGCAUACUACAUGCAUGAUUUUCUUGCUAACAAUAACAGCCUUGCUCCAGUUGUUGUUAGUGUUCAAUUUGUCAGAGUGAAGUUUAUUAAUGGUCGUCCUUUUUCAUCCACCUACUUUGAUGUUAGUAGGUUGUUCAUAAACAAUGAUAUGGAUGAAAUUACAAGCUACAAAAACAAAUUGGUUUCUGAAAAUGGACAACAACUUUCAUCAAGUGGAAUCAAAAUGAUGGCAUCAAAACAAGAUACAGAACACGAUGACUUUCUGAAAAAUAAUUUGUUUUCCAAGAGAUAA
This is a messenger RNA of Lactuca virosa, 510 nucleotides long. Lineage: Eukaryota; Viridiplantae; Streptophyta; Magnoliopsida; Asterales; Asteraceae. The record is from the annotation of a GenBank genome assembly.